This is a messenger RNA of Trichoderma virens Gv29-8, 1191 nucleotides long. RefSeq lists its product as uncharacterized. The annotation marks the transcript as partial. Gene Ontology annotation, molecular function: hydrolase activity, acting on carbon-nitrogen (but not peptide) bonds. The record is from RefSeq and is a predicted model, not a curated record. Lineage: Eukaryota; Fungi; Ascomycota; Sordariomycetes; Hypocreales; Hypocreaceae. The transcript has a single exon.
AUGAAGCCAGUUCAACUUCUCACGCUGGGCGCAGUGCUGUCACAAGGCGCCUUGGCGUGCGUUGAGCAUCUGCUGCAAGAGCGGACUCCAGACCCCAAAGACAUGGUCCGCAGACAAGAACCUGCUCCAAGAACUAAGACAGCUAUCAAGAACGUCCGAGUUUUUGAUGGUACCAAACUCACUGGUCUCCAAACCAUCAUCAUCGAUGGAGAGAAUAUCAGCAACGACACCAGCAACAUUGAGACCACAGUCGAUGGUAACGGCGGUGUUUUGAUUCCUGGCUUGAUCGACUGCCACGUCCACAUUUCCGAUGUUGCUGGCCUAGAGACUCUGACUUCAUAUGGCGUCACUACCGCUAUGGUCAUGUCUUGUCGAAACUACACACAAUGUGCACCGCUUCGCAACUUGGAAGGUGUAGCAUCGUUUGUCUCGGCCGGUAUUCCUGCCACCGGACCUGGCAGCCAGCACUCUCGAACUUUCAAUCUCUCUGCGCCGUAUCUCAUUUAUCCCGACGCGAAUGCCACUGAAGUUGUUUCUUACACUUUCGGCAACGGUUCCGACUUUUAUAAGAUCACGGCUGAGACCAAUGGCCCUAGCCAGAGUUUGCAAAACUCUCUAGUUGAGGCUGUCCACAACCUUGGCAAGCAGUCCAUGACACAUGCUGCUGACCUUAAUGCCUGGGCACAAGCCGCCAUCUCGGGCACGGACGGCAUCCAACAUAUCCCCACGAACGGACGUAUCAACGCCUCCAAUAUUCUGACGGUCCGCAGGUCUCCCAACACUUGGAGCACCCCGACUAUGAAUAUUGCUCGAUAUGCCUUUUCCAAUCCUGUAUUGUUGACAUUUACCGGUCACCAAAUCGGUGGGCCAGACAGCUACGAGAACGUGUACGAGAAUGUCAAGGCUAUUCACGCUGCCGGCAUCCCCAUCUUGGCAGGCACUGAUGCCGUCGGGGUUAUCAACGCCAACAUCUCCGUGCCAUUCGGACUGACGCUGCAUUUUGAACUGGAGAACCUUGUUGAAGCAGGACUAACCACAGUGGAGGCCCUUCGAGCAGCAACUGACCUCGCCGCCCAGCACCACAAGCUGACUGAUCGAGGAAGGAUUGCACCUGGCAUGAGGGCUGACCUGAUUCUGCUCAACAGCAACCCAUUGACCAACAUCUCCAACACAAGGGAUAUUGCCAAGGUA